AGCAACCGGAUUUCCGGUCCCUGGUGUAAGGGGUGAAAGCCAAGUGAGACGCUUAGUCCGUCGUCGACGUUAAUCGCUGUCGUCACUGCUAACGGUAAUAAGUCUUAGGCUGGCUCUUCUUCCCCAGCCCCGGCAUCGCUGCCAGCCCUGAUUGCGGGGCGAAGGGGAUCGCUGCGACAUCUGGCGGGCGCUGCUGCGAGCCGCCCUGGGCCGCCGGUGAGGAGCGGCCCCUCCCGCGGCUGCUCCGAUAGGGGGCGGGGCUCGGCGGCUGCGCGCGCAGCUCCGAGUGUCGGCGGCUGUCCUGGUCUCUCCUUUAGAAGAGAUUGCACUGUCACCCACCCAGGACUUGAGAACGCAAAGUGAAAAACAAGCAGCCACGCCACGCCCCCGUGGAACUCACAGAUGGGGAGGGGGAGAACGCCACGGCAGUAGAUGAGGUCACAACUUGGAGCGAUCCUGGAAGGACAGUCGUGUGUGGUGUCCCUGGGGAAGGAGACGCUCGAGCUGAAAGUUGAAUAACAAACAGUACGCCAGCAGGAGUUUGUGUGCACCAGACCUGUGGGAGAGAAAUAUCUGGCCCGUAAGAACAUGAGAGAAAUAAAGAAGCCUGCAGAGUUGGAAUCUCAGACCUCAAGUUCUGUUAGGAGUUGCUAAAAUCAUGGUGAAAGGUUGCUCGGCCAUUGGAUGUGCCUCUCGCUGUUUACCAAAUUCCAAGUUAAAAGGACUGACAUUUCAUGUAUUCCCCACAGAUGAAAACAUCAAAAGAAAGUGGGUAUUAGCCAUGAAAAGACUAGAUGUGAAUACUGCAAGCAUUUGGAAGCCUAAAAAAGGAGAUGUGCUGUGUUCAAGACACUUCAAGAAGACAGACUUUGACAGAAGCACUCCAAACACUAAGCUGAAAGCAGGAGCCAUCCCUUCUAUCUUUGAAUCUCCAUAUCACUUACAGGAGAAAAGAGAAAAACUUCACUGUAGAAAAAACUUCCUUCUCAAAACCCUUCCCAUCACCCACCGUGGCCACCAGCUUGUUGGUGCCUCCUGCACUGAAGAAUUCCAACCCCAGUUCGUUUUUGAACAUAGCUACAGUGUUAUGGACAGCCCAAAGAAGCUUAAGCAUAAGCUAGACCGUGUGAUCAUCGAGCUGGAAAAUACCAAGGAAAGCCUACGGAAUGUUUUGGACCGAGAAAAACACUUUCAAAAGUCACUGAGGAAGACAAUCAUGGAACUAAAGGAUGAAAGUCUGAUCAGCCAGGAAACAGCCAAUAGGCUGGGUGCUUUCUGUUGGGAGUGCUGUCAUGAAAGCACAGCAGGAGGCUGUAGUUUGUGAAGUCAUUUCUUAUAUGCUUCAUCUGCAGUUGACAUGGCAGUGCUUCUUAGAAGAUUCUCCCACACCGCCACUCAAGCAGGUCAGCACCGACAGCAUUAUGGAAGCCAAAAGCGUGUUAAAGAUGUGCAGAAAGCUGGUGUGGUCAUGCUCUUGUGUGACUUGUGACAAUUAUGCUUUUACAGACCUAAACCAGUGCUGGGUCACUACUCCAAGGUAGUUAAAUCUCACAAAAGUAAGGAACUAUAUCAAGUUGGCCACAUUAAGUUCUGGCAAUUAGAAAGAACAACGCAUGUUUACUUGUAUAUGCUUUACAGUAGCUUGUGAUUCUAAUUGUAAAUAUCUUACUAUAAAGCAGAAUUUGUUUACAACACAUGUUCAUCUUGUACCCACCCCAAGGUGCUUUAGUUAUUAGUCAUACUACAGAGCAUUCUUUUUAAUAAGGCCCUCGGUAGCACUGGCCCUGAGAAUAACGCACGGUAAAGACGUACUGCCUUUUAAGUUAAGAGGCAAUUAAAGGAGACUGCUGACAGGGUGCUGGUUGUCGGGUACAGUGUGCCAUUCCUCCACACCGGGACCAGUCUGAUGUAAACCAUAAAAAACAGCUGUAAGCGCCAGAGUAGGAGUGUGUAAAACAAGGAAUAUAAAAUGUAAGAAAACAUAAGGAAAAGUUUUUUAAAUGUACAGGCCUUGCCAUAGAAAUAGAAGCAGAGAAUUGUCCCAUGGCAGUAAUUAACUUCCUAGAGAAACAGACAUUCAAAAGAGAUGCUUUGAAACUUCUUACCAAAUAGAUAAAAGAAAAGUCUUAGCUAUUUACUGAUUGAGCCAAAUGUGAAAAAUUAACUGAAGUUAAGAAUCAUAAAUACUGUCUUAAAAAGUAUUGCCCAAGCCGGGCAUGGUGACACACACCUUUAAUCCCAGCACUCGGGAAGCAGAGGCAGGGGGAUUUCUGAGUUCAAGGCCAGCCUGGUCUACAAAGUGAGUUCCAGGACUAUACAGCCAGGGCUAUACAGAGAAACCCUGUCUCGAAAAACCAAAAAAAAAAAAAAAAAAAUUGCCCAAAGCCCCACCCCAUGCCAAGCACAGGUCUGUGAAUGAACCUUGUUCAGAGACCUGUGCAUAGUCACCAGAAUAUGUGUAGCAAUUGUGUCAUCGUUUUAUUAAAUCACUUUCAUGUUUUGUAACUUUGUUUCAUGUUAGUGUCAUACCUAUAUGGUUAGUUGAAGAUUUUUGUGUUAAGGAUAUUUAAUUUUCAUGUGGGACUGUAAAUCUUCCCUCUAAAAGAGACUUUGAUUUUAAUUGCCUGCCUGUCAUUUCUUUUCCCUAUGUAAUGCCUAAGUCACAGGGUACUCUAUACUUCCCACAGGAAGUAAGGGUAGAUUCUAAGCCCCCAGCCCCUCUGUGAGUGUGGACAUUAAAGUUGGUGAUGGAGUAACUGAAAGGGAAGGCUGCAGCAGAGUCUGCAGACUCGCCCUCCCCUGGCUGCCUGCGAUAGAGCACCCCUGCAAGACUCUCCAAAGGAAGGGUCCAGAUUCUGCCCAGUUACAGUUACAGUCACUCUGCUGCUUCCAUCUUGCUGAGCUCAAGUCUUUGUCCUCUCUUUCACUAGGUCUAGUAUCACUGAGAAACUGGUAACUGGGAGAAAUAUCAGUAAGAACCCAUUUGCUCUUUACUCCUCCAGAGAACCAGUAGAAAUCAGACUUAGGAUAGGAUCCCUGCCACCUGACACCUAAAUGCCUAAACAUAGUCCCUACCUCAGUCCUCCACUCAGAGAUUGCAGCCUAGGUCUUCCAGGGAAGAACAGCUGCUUAUAUAGUAAAGCUACCCUGGGUGGUGAUGGUGAAUGCCUUUGAUCCCAGCACUCCAGGGCUUAGAGGCACAGGCAGGUAGAUCUCUAUGAGACAGUCAGGGCUACACAGAGAAAUCCUGUCCUGAAAAAUCAAAGAUGAUGAUGAUGACGACGACGACGUAAAGCUAAAUCAUGACCUAUCUAGAAGUCCUCAGGCAAACAAAGCUGACCCAAGAGCUCUAGUUUUUAAACAUAGACUGGUCUCUAGACCCUGAAACACCCUUGAAUGCCAAAGAAGGUACGAAGGACUUGAUGUGGCAUUUUCUUCUCCAUAUCAAGUUUAAACUUCAGAAAAUAAACUUUGUUGCUAAAGGUAGCUAUAAUUAUAUAAGUCGUAAUUUGAGAAAAGAUGAAAAUAUUGAAUACAGUUUUAGUUUUUAAAAGUAAAAUUCUUAACAGAAAUAAUUGAAAAAUGAAAGCCAUUUAUUUGAAAAAUAAAAAUUUUGUCUAAUAA
Mus caroli (Ryukyu mouse) is the source of this 3624-nucleotide messenger RNA. RefSeq names its product THAP domain containing 6 (gene Thap6). The record is from RefSeq and is a predicted model, not a curated record. Lineage: Eukaryota; Metazoa; Chordata; Mammalia; Rodentia; Muridae.